GAAAGACACUUUAAUUAGGCUUUGGAUAUGUUUGGAUCAGGAGAUCAGGGGCUCCUCCUUCUCCACCCACCACCGUGUUGGGAGAAACUUCUGCAGAGGUAUGAUAUAGAAGAAGCGGGGCUGCAUACGGGGCUGCUUACAUUUUUUGCGUGGAAGAGACAUUAUCCAGGAUUGAGCCUUCUGGAGUGCAUUUGCAACGGAGACUUAACAUUCACACCAGCAGUUUACCUUUAAAGGACUGAUUUUCUUUCAAGAAAAAAAGCGAUUUCUUUUUUAAGAACUGUUAAAAGCACGCUUCAUGAAGAAGAUGAAGCCGUGAUGAAUGCGCUUUCUACGGAGCAUGGAGAGGGAUAUGCGCCUAUCCUCCAGGGGCUGUGGGAGUCGAUGAGAACGGGGCAGGAGGAGAUCCUGCUCUCUCCUUACCUGCCUGCGUCUUACGCCUUCUUGACGCACGUCCUGCUCUGCGCACCUUUCCUCGCGCUGGACGCGAUGGGGAGCGUGUGUCAACGGGUCCGCACAUGGAGGAUCACUGCAGGCUCGGAUCCGCCGCCGUCUCUUCGAAGAUGGUUUGACUGUUUCUGCAGGCUUCUGUACAGAUACCUGACCACCGUCCUCCCCGCAACCGCUCUGUUACACUUAGUGAGGAGUCCCGCGUUGCCGGAGCUGGCUCCGUCCUGCUGGCAGCUCUUUGUGGAGGUGUUCGCGUGCUUACUGCUUUUUGACACGUUCUUCUUUAUAUGGCACAUCGCCAUGCACAGGGUUCCCUGGCUCUACCGCAACAUCCACCAGCAGCACCACCAGCACCACAUACCCUUUGCUCUGGCAGCUCAGGACAGCAGCCCACUGGAGCUGUUAUUGCUGCUGCUGCUGGCUCUUAACAGUGCCUGGCUGGUAGGCUGCCACCCUCUGAGUGAGGCUGUUUUCCACCUCGUCAACAGCUGGCUGGCUGUGGAGGACCACUGUGGCUACAACCUGCCCUGGGCUCUGCACAGACUGCUGCCCUGUCUGGGAGGAGCCCCCUGCCAUCAAGCCCAUCACACACUCCACAGUGUCAACUACGCCCCUUAUUUCACCCACUGGGACCUCCUCUUUGGCACAUACCGUGCCCCAGUGCAGUAUUUACAAGCAGAGUGACAAAACUGUUGCACAUAGCAAACUGAGGAUUUCUCAAGUUACAGCAAAGCCGUCAAAUGAAGGAUUCAGUUUACAACAAAUUGACCAUUGUAAUUUCAGCCACCCACUCCUACAGUAUCAAGACAUUAUGAGAGUUGUAGCUACAAAUUGCCUUUUAUAAGAAAAUGAUUGAAAUCUAUUUUAUUCUCUAAACAAGACUUCAUACUUUUUAUUUCUUUGUCAACGAUCUGAGUAUUCACUAAUGAGCAAACUUAAUGUUCACAUACUUUAUUUACAAUAUGAAGCCAACAAUGGCACUGUAGCACUCAAAUCUACAGCUGCUCUGAAUCAAGUGCAUGCUGCACCAGAUGAGGAGAGCAGAGGGACGACAUAACAAAUCAAGACAAUGAAACAAUGGACAAAUGCUUCAAACAAUGUGCAGCUCAUUUGCCUUCGUGAUAUGGGAGUGCUUUUGGAUGGAUUCACAUGCUUUCAUUUAGUAGGCGCUCAUAGGUAAAGGGAAGAUUACAUAUUGAGCAGAUGUCUGCUGAUAUUCACACAUUCAAGGCUACUCAAAGAGAAGUUUGAGGUACUCUCAAAUUGGUAUGGUUAAUUGGAAGCUACAGCCAAAAGAAAGUUAGCUUAACUUAGCAUAAACACUGGAAAUGGGAAAACAGCGAGCACGCCUCAGCAGAGACUCCAGGAAGUGACGACACCUGGCACAUAAAAUGUAAAACAACAAAACUUAUGUAAAGAUGAAACUAACAUGUAUAGGUAUAGAAAUGUUAAAAUGUUAAUUGGUGGGCUUAAGGUCCUGAAAUGUGAAUCUUUAUCAUUUUAUUUCUAGCAAGAGCCAAUAGUCUUCCUCUGGGACAGAAAUAUGAAGCCAACAGCAGUGCCAAAAACUGCAGUUCCUCAAAUAGCCACUUGAGGCUUGCUCCAAAAGCUAGUCAAUCCCCAUAGACCCCCAUGUUAAAAUGCUGAACUUUACAGCAGGAGUAAACAUGUGUACAGCCUGGUACAAAUAGUCUUUAUAGCUAAUUUCAACAUCCAUUACAACUUUACAUUUAAAUGUUAUCAAGACUUAAAGUUCUACAUAAGUAAGGUCGCUUCAGGUGACAAGUGGGCAUUUGUUGGCAAGUUGCUAUCACGCCAAUGUUGAUUAGCCAAUGCAACCAUGGUGCAACCCAGAUUAACAAAGUAUAGGCAUAGCUGUGACUGUCUCUAUUUCAACGCGCUUUUGGUCCAUGAAAGUUAAUUAUUACUUGUUCAACAUUUGGUUGUACUAUAAGACCCUCUUGUGAAUCUGAUAUUCAGUUUUUCCUGUAAAUACAUUUUGUUUAAUUGGUGUUAAGCCUGGUUUAACAGUGCAAAUUAGCAUUAGCAUCAUCACAGAUAACUAUGUUGUUAAAUCCACCGUCCUAACUAAGCCAGAAGCUAGCGUUAUCUCCAGCCUCGUUACCAAAUAUGGUAAAUCCAAAAUUCCAAGAAGGCGCCGGCAAAAGCGCCCAACUCAAGGCAUCAAAAUAGGAUGGUUUAUGCUAAGAUAAGCUAAAUUGACAGCUGGCUGCAGCUUAAUAUUUACCAUAUAGAUGUAAGGGUAGUAUGUUUCUUGUAAUCUAACUCUUAGAGGGAAGGCAAAUAAGCAUAUUUCCCAUUUUUAAUAUAGCUAAAUCAUUUGAUAUUUGUCUUUCAAUUAUCAUGAAAGGUAAAGCAAGUUGUGCAAAUUCUAAAUAUUGUAUUUGGACUGUCUACCAUUUAGGAUUAAUGUAAAUAUUUUGAAGUGAACAUUCCUAUUUGAGCCAAAUAUUUAUGUAUGUUGUUGUAUGUUUGUAUUUUGUAAAGAUUCUGCUAUGUUCAAUGCUCUAUUUGGUCACUUAAGUAUGAGAAAAUGUAUGAAAGCGGGACACUGGUUUGGUGUUUUGAUGUUGGCCUCAGGUUCAAGUUUCUGCUGUGCUGCUGUGGUGAGUGAUUUGUAUGCCCUGGGCCCCUCAGCUUCCUACCCCGUCUGUUAACAGAUUCCAUAUGGAUUUGGCCGAGCAAUGAAAACCACAUGUUUUUAGAGAUGACAAGUCUUUUAGUCCCUUUGUGCAUCUGUAACCUUUGUAAUUUGUUUUACAAGGGAGGAAUGGCAAUCAAUACCUUUAAAAAUCCGACAAUAACAACAUGCUCAGGGUUUAUUUCCCACAGAAUUGAGCUGGAGUUAUGCCAGGUGAUUUCUGGCUACCUUUCCAUCAUGCUGUGCUCACAUGAAAAAAAGGACAGCAAAGAGGUCCAGAUUGCUCAACUUUCCUACACUUCACCACAGUGAGGUAUGGGGUCUAACACUGAAUGAAAUGGUGUCAAAUGCAUUUCCUGUAAAGAGACAAGUAUAUUUCGCAUUAUUUUACCUUCGCAAUGAUGUGU
Molecule: messenger RNA, 3519 nt
Organism: Plectropomus leopardus (leopard coralgrouper)
Lineage: Eukaryota; Metazoa; Chordata; Actinopteri; Perciformes; Serranidae
Gene: ch25hl3
Product: cholesterol 25-hydroxylase like 3
Biological process (GO): lipid biosynthetic process
Molecular function (GO): oxidoreductase activity; iron ion binding
Source: RefSeq, a predicted model, not a curated record